This is a messenger RNA of Hermetia illucens (black soldier fly), 2169 nucleotides long. RefSeq lists its product as uncharacterized. The transcript is spliced from 2 exons. Lineage: Eukaryota; Metazoa; Arthropoda; Insecta; Diptera; Stratiomyidae. The coding region runs from base 293 to 2098 and encodes 601 amino acids. The record is from RefSeq and is a predicted model, not a curated record.
AUCGUUCGUUGCAGGGGACAUUCCAUUUGAAUACAAUCUGCGGAUCCUCGGCCGUGCUGCGCGUAGUAUUUAGGAAUUCCAGACUGACAUACAUUCGCCAGUGACCCCGUCGUGUUUGUGGCCAAGUGGACAAUCGUCGCUUACAAUACAUUAAGAGGCAAAAAAACAACGGGCUAAGCGUUUAUGAGUCAGCGCGCGUAAUAGUGAACUCGGCUUAGUGUUUCAGUUAGCGUCCGGAAAGGUUCCCUGAAAUCCAAGCGUACGGAAGAAAAGCAUAGGUGGUUGUCACCCAAUGGAUUCAAUUCCUAAGUUCGAUGUAUUUCGAGAAUUUCUACAAGAUGUAUUGGCUUAUUUAAAAGAGGAGAUGAGUCUGGUGGAUUACCAAAAUACUUGCUAUGUCCUGAGCCAGGAAAGGAGGAAGUCACCGCAGGAGUUAGUCUCUCGUUGCGAAGAAUUGCUGAGAUGUUGCGAGAAGUUCAGCAGAAAUGGUGGGUCGAAUGAUAAUACGAAAAUAAAUGACAGCACGCAUCUCCCAGCUGCUGAAAACUCGUACCUUAACAUGACCAGGAACAGAAAGUGUGUGACUAGUCCCAGCAACAGUGUAGCAGAUGCAUCAGAUUCGGCCACCGAUUUCCCAAACGAUUAUGUCACUAUCAAUGCGUUACCGUCCACCUCCGAUCAUGAAAACGACACAGAAGCCAAAGAUAUCUAUGACACCUUCACGGUGCCUGCAAUCAGUGCAACUCCCAUGGAUGCUGCAACUACCAAAUCAGGAGAGGACCAAAACGAUCUUCAAAACUGUCCUUACUUGGGAUUACCGGCUGCGCACCUUUCCAUCAAAAAGUCACCGAAGCAAGGACAACUGACCCGCAUCGAGAAACGGAUAUUCUUCGACCAGAGCAAAAAGUACUUCUGUGGGGUGGUGGGCGAUUGGCUGUUAUGCUAUGCGGAUGGGUCUGCGUCCAUUAAACCGUCUUUAUGUGUACACCUGUGCCCAGGAACGGAAAUCGACCGUUAUGGAGAGGGAAAACGACGUGAUUUGUGUUUCCAGAUCUCGACCGCGGUGGGGAAACGAUAUAUUUUCCAGUCAAAUUCGGAAAUCGAUGCAAAGGGUUGGAUCCAUGCACUUGACGGCACUGUUCGCGGCAUUUAUCGGGACUCUCCUAUAAGCGCUGUAAUUGCAUCUGACCGCUUAUUAAUCAAAACCCAGUCAAACAACCUGCGAAAAUUGCCUACACCACCUGGAACGAAGAAAUUAUAUCCGGAUCUCAGCAGCAGUGUUAUAUCUAGUGACAGUGGUAACAACGAUGAAAUUUACGAGGUGCCAUGCCCUCUAUACAAGUCAUUGGAUCUAAUCCCCCCGAACAAACUACUUCAUUCGGAGGUAAAAUGCGCAGCCGAAAAAUAUGAAGAAUAUGACGUGCCAAGGAGCUUACCGGUGAAUCCUGUUACGAUAAAGCCUGGUACAGUAAGUAUCGAGCAACCCACCCUAGAUGACACUCUACAGGAGGAAGAAAGCCCUGUUAAAGUAAAACAAGUGCAACCAGAACCUUCAGCACAAUCACAACCGCAGCCAUCCCCUCCACAAUCAAUAGACAAUACAACAGAACGCAUCAAAGAACUGCAAAGUGGCAGUGAUAAUUCUAAACCUCUUCGAAGUCCUGCAAUCAGUCCAGUUUCAAAGCAAACGGUCAAAGCAUGUUCACAAACUUCCCCGGGUCUAGGAUCUGCAACAACCCCGGUGCGAAAUUGGUUUCUGAAUCGGUUGAAUAAAACCUCUCCAAACCAACCUCACCAACACCACCCCAUUAGAAGUCCUCAAAGGAGUCUUAUUAAGCACCAGAAGAACUUAAAAGAAAACAUGGACAAUGCACAAAACGACGGUUGGACUGGAGUAACGAAUCGAAUUCUGGUUGCUUCAGCGAAGGGUGAAAAAGUUAAUAAGAUCGUCAAUCAACUGGUUGAUGCCAACGGACGAUUACCUAUAUUUCGAAAUAACGGUAGUGGUAAGAAUUCCGAAAAUAUAACAGAAUCUACACAAGGAUUUAGUAUUGACGAUAUGAACUACGAAUUUAUAAAUACGAACAGUAAAGCUUAAGUUUCAUUUAUGUGCCUUGAAUGUGUGUAAUGUAAAUAUAAUAUUUCCUUUUCAAUGGAACGUUAAAUAAG